Paraglomus brasilianum is the source of this 1026-nucleotide messenger RNA. NCBI's taxonomy places the organism in Eukaryota, Fungi, Glomeromycota, Glomeromycetes, Paraglomerales, Paraglomeraceae. The record is from the annotation of a GenBank genome assembly.
AUGUUUUUUACUUCUCAUCAGUUGACGCCUCGAAUACUACGAUACUAUGCCGAUCUCCAUUCCAGAAAGGUGUUGGCACACUUUGGGAUUCAAAAAUAUCUUCCCACUACAGAUGCUAUUUCAAAGGGAAAAGACAGCAGCCAAUAUACUGUCCCAGCCGAGGAAUUGACACAGUGGAGGGAUGCAUUUGACCUUGCGAUAACAUUUAUAAAAGUUCUUACAAUGAGGCUGGCAAAGUUUGAUUAUAAACACGUCCCCGAUCUCGGUAGUAAAGGUGUUGAUUAUUGGAAAGUUCAUGACAAACUUAGACAAAACUUGGAGGAGCCAAAGAAGAGAAUUGCAGAACUCGCAGCAAAAAGGGAUACGAAGAAGAGGGCAUCAAUGGAAAGUAAAAAACAUAAAUUUCUUUAUCCUGAUCCACCUUUUCCAAAAAAUUACAUAGAAACGAAAAAGUAUGAAUAUGUAAAUGACGCAAAAAGAUUGAAGAUGGAGGGUGAAUAUAUUAUGGACAACGUCUUUAUUAACGUGCCGAAGAGAGAAUUUGAAGUACGUGAAUGCACAGCAAAAUUGCUUAAACUUGAAGGAAUUUGCGAUGUUCGGUCAGCCUUGGAAUACAUUGGGAGGCAGUUUAUUUGCUCUAGAUCAGAAGAAUCUAUUGGCACAAGAUUAUCGCAGUUGUCUGAACAACAAACCUUCAAGUUUUAUCUUCAAAGAACAUGCAAUUUAAACGAUGUCUCCUUAGAAUCUGUGAAAAAAUGCUUUGAUAAUAAUCUCUAUGAUGUUUCAUUGAAAGACGCGCAUAGUCACAGAGAUGAGAUCGUAGUUUGUGCAAAGUAUUGGGACGUAAAUGAGAUGAUUGCUCUGGGAGCUAUUUUCACGUAUUUUCACGUCAAAUUUAUUUAUUGGGACAAAACCGAAAGAGAAACAGAAUUUCCAUAUAGGUUACCAUCAACCGAUUACUUUAAACAAACAAUUAAAAAGAACCUCGACUAUAUUGAUAAUCACAUAUUAAUCAAGAAAGAAUAA